CCCCGGCCCGGGUCCGCGCCUGCGCUCCUCGGAGGCGGGCUCAGUGGCGGCCGCUGCGACUGGUGAGAUAAAAAAUCGAGGGAAGCUUUGUCUGCCGACGCUUGCUGCAGUAGCGAUUUUUAACCUUGACGUGAGGAGCUGUUAAACGGGAAACGUCAGAUACAAACGCUCACUUUUUGUUUUAUUCUCACCACGGAAUCCGCAAGUAAAAAGCACAGCCAGACGCGCAGAGCUUUGCCGGUAGUGGCCCUUCGGUAUUUUUCAAACACUAACGGGGGUUGGGGUGGAAGGGUGUUGCAUCCAUUUCAGUAAAAGAUUUCUCAAAACUUUUUAGUUUAAACUUAAAAAAAAUAAUCAAGCCAGCAUAGUGUAGAUGCCGCAUUUAUGAAACACCUGACCUGACGAGAGAUGUCCAUGAAGCAAAUCAGUAAUUAAACCUUAUCAUUAGCCUACUUAGGAAAAGAAAAAUGAAAGAACCAGCCUAUUUAAUCCGCACAACAGCCCUAUUAGGCAGACCUUAAUAGCCUUAUUUGCAGAUUUUAAAGAGGUUAAGCAAUGAUCUGAACUUUAGCCGGGGUAGUAUUUUAAGUCCUGUACUCCUGACACUUAGAUGUGAUUUGCCUCUAUGACAGGCUCCAUAGAAUGAAAGGAAAUUAGAAACGACAGAAUGGGUCAACUACCAGAAUUCCCUCAUUUUACAGAGUAGGACUCGACAUGCCAGAAUUGUGGUUUAUCCAGGGUAACACUGAACUCAUGAAAGUGCUUCCAGUCUAUUAGAAAUGACCCUCAAAAAAGCAAGUCCUUAAUGAGAAAAUCAUUUGUACUGCAUUUAAAGAGAGUUAUUUUAGAAGUUAUUUGAAAAAGAUACUGUAAAGGAUUUUAGUCUAGAAGAAUUCAAAUGCUAAUAACAGUGUGAAUAAAAUGAGUUAAGGUGUAAAAAACAUUUCUGCAAAAAGUUGCUGUCCUGUUUGAAUAAUACAACAAAUUCUUAAGCUAUUUACAUAAAAUGUACACUGAGCACUCAUGGCUAUAACUUCUACAUGAAACAAAAUGAAUUGCUACAUUCAACUUAUAGUGGUUAAAUUAAGAUUUAGUGUUCAAGGCAACACAUGAAAGGUUCGUAAUCUCUAAAUUAUCUAUGAUGGAGGAAAACAGGCAUGUAGAUAAUUUGUUCAGUAGAAAAUACAAAAAAAUCAUUUAUACUACUUUUCAGGACAAAUAAUGAGUCUUCACAAAAUCUUUAGUUCAUUUUAAACUUUGUGAUCUUGGGUUUAUAUGUAUCAGUCCCCUGCUGAAAGGGCUCCUUACAUUCCUUUGUUUAAUAGAUGGACCCUAGCUAGCAUAUCCGGGUGUCUCUCUACCCUCAUUUAUUAGCUGACUCCUGUUAUUUCCCAUUUAAGAACAAGCCCCUGCUCACCUUGGCAUUCCUUUCCCAACAUGAUACUACACCCUGCAAUACCACACUCCACUCCCAUUUGUAAUAAAACUUAAUAAAACUCUGUAUUAUAAUUGUUUUACUUGUCUCUCCUCAUUAUUAUAAACCUCUGGAGAGCAAGACCAUUUUGUGCUUGUUUGCUCUGCAUUCAUGGGAUAUUCUUUACACAUGUUAUAUGACAUAAUGUAUACUUAGAAAAUAGUUCUUGAAUGACUAAAAAGAAAAUGAAGCACUAAGUGAAUAAACUAUUAGUUCAACUAUAUUACAGAUUAUGCAUAGUUUUAUGAUCCCAAAUUUUCAUAUGUGAAAGUAUAACCCUCAUUUUGGUAUUGUUUUCAUAGAAAAAUGUUUUAAAAUUCUAAGCAGUAUUUACUCAACCAUCCAACAUUUACUAAGCAUCCCCUAUCACUGUUCAUUUUUAAAUAGCACUUAAUAUACUGUGUAAUUGUUUUCUGGUUUGUGUCCCCUCCCCAUAGGCUGUAAGCUCCAAGAUUUGCAUACUUUUAAUUAUAUUUUUUCAGUAAGUGUAUAAUGGAUGCUUCAAGCAUGUUGCUAGGCACCAGAAAUAGAACAUGAGUAAAACUUAAGCACUGUGGUGAGCAGUCUCCUACAGAAUUGACUGAUACACAGUAUGUGUCGUGAUGAGACGUACACAUGAUGCAACGGAGUUAAGAAACGAAGUACUGUUUAUUUUACUUGAGGAAUUCUGGAAGGAUUUCAUAGUGGAAGUGACAAAUCUUAAACAAUGGUUGAAGGGAGAGCCUUGCAGUCUCACCAGAGUGCAGCAGGCAGAAGAUGUAACUGUGAUGAAAGAUUCUAGAAGAGUGGAAAACGCUUAUCACGUGGAAGCAGAGGUCUGCAUUACAUUUACUGAAUUUGGGAAAAUGCAAAAUAUCUGUAACUUCCUUGUUGAAAAGCUAGACAGCUCUGUUGUCAUCAGCCAGCCCCAGUUCUAUCAUACUCCAGGUUCUGUUGAGAACCUUCGGCCUGUCUUGUCGCUGUCGAGAAUGCACAGCGCAAAGCUCAAGAAGUCUGUAACCUCGUCGGCCAAACGCUAGGAAUGCCUUUAUUGAUCAAGGAGGAAGAGACCAGAGAAUGGGAAGGCCACACAGACGAGCA
Messenger RNA from Manis javanica (Malayan pangolin), 2554 nucleotides. The record is from RefSeq and is a predicted model, not a curated record. Lineage: Eukaryota; Metazoa; Chordata; Mammalia; Pholidota; Manidae.